Molecule: messenger RNA, 1094 nt
Organism: Patella vulgata (common limpet)
Lineage: Eukaryota; Metazoa; Mollusca; Gastropoda; Patellidae
Product: phenazine biosynthesis-like domain-containing protein 1
Exons: 9
Coding region: 14-898 (294 amino acids)
Biological process (GO): biosynthetic process
Cellular component (GO): cytoplasm
Molecular function (GO): isomerase activity
Source: RefSeq, a predicted model, not a curated record
UUUAUAGUCAAAUAUGGCAGCGUCUAUCCCGAUCUAUACAGUUGAUGCCUUUACGGAUGUUCCAUUUGAAGGGAAUCCGGCAGCAGUCUGUCCGCUGACGUGUAAUUCUGAAAUACCUAAUCAUAUUCUCCAGAAAAUUGCUAUAGAAAUGAAUCUUUCAGAAACAGCUUUUCCAAAACUUUUAUCAUCAGAAGAUUCAUUUGAAAAAAGUAGUACGUUUGGGUUGAGGUGGUUUACUCCGAAGAAAGAAAUUAAACUCUGUGGACAUGCAACCCUGGCGACAGCAGCUAUUUUAUUUGAUAAAUUUGGAAAUUCGUCCAGUUCGAUAACAUUUCAGACUUUAAGUGGGGAUUUAAUAGUAAGAAAAAAGGGAGAUUUGUUUCGCAUGGACUUCCCAACAGGAUACACAGAAACACGGGAGUCAGGUGACUAUAAAGAACUGAUAAUGUCUCUUGGUGAUAUUACUGGGGUAGAAGAUGUGGUAUAUUGUUCGUCUUUACGAUAUCUAUUAGUUCGUCUAAAAGAUGGUUGGACAAGAAAACAAUUCGAAGGAUGGCAAUUAAAGAUGGGUGACUUAAGCAAGUCAACUGAUGAACUCGUCGCUUUAAUAGUUACCAUAAAGGGCUCUCCAGAACAAGGAUUUUUUGAUAAAAUGGGAAAUGGUUACGAUUUUGUUUCGCGGUGCUUUGGGCCUUGGAUGAAUGUACCGAAGGAUCCGGUAUGUGGUUCCGCGGAAACGGUUCUGGCUCAUUAUUGGUCUAAGGUGCUGAAUAAGACUAUGUUUAAUGUUCGCCAGUGUUCGGAAAGAGGUGGCGAUAUUCAGACAUUAUUGAGAGGUGAUCGUGUUGAUAUUCUCGGGAAAGCUAGAAUUGUCAUAGAAGGAAAGUUUAUGCUAUAGAAUUUUGACGGAUUUAAAUAAAAUGCUUUUCCUUUGCCUGUUAGACUCUUAACCAGUGAAUUUCCAGGGUUUUGGACUAGGGAUUCGAUCAUCAGUAUCUAAAUGACCUCCGCGGCAGGUGGGCAGGAAAGUAUUUUACAUCAACCCCAGGCACACUUAUUUUGAAUAAAUGCAUGGCCAUGCUGUGCAUGCAGCU